Molecule: messenger RNA, 3363 nt
Organism: Caenorhabditis remanei
Lineage: Eukaryota; Metazoa; Nematoda; Chromadorea; Rhabditida; Rhabditidae
Exons: 9
Coding region: 1-3363 (1120 amino acids)
Cellular component (GO): Ski complex
Molecular function (GO): protein binding
Source: RefSeq, a predicted model, not a curated record
AUGGGUAAUUUGAAAGAUGAUUUAAAAUUAGCUGCAGGUCUACUAAAAUCGGGUGACAACGAAAAAGUGAUCGAGUUGCUAAAAGAUUAUACAGAAGAAGAGUCUGCAGAUUAUCGAGUAUUUUGUUUCAUUGCUCUAGCCUACUCGAAUAUCUCCAAUUAUGACGAGAGCUAUGAGAUGUACAAGAAAGCAGUUGAAGUCGACGAAGCAAACUUGAUGGCGUGGAAGGGACUCUUCAAAUUGUUCGAAGUCGAAUCAUGUACGACACCUGACCAAUUUUCAUUGCGUGUUUGCGAAUUCAUGCAGAAAAAUGGAGACGAAAAAAAAGUUCAAGCUUCUCAGGCUCUCCGACGAAUUCAUGUUGAAUUGAAACUGUGGACGGAAAUUCAAACAAAAUUUGACUCGUUGGAGUUCAAAACAGACGCCGUAAAUCUUCGGCAAAUUAUUGAAAGCCUCUGUUCACACACAGAUAAAGCAGCAAACAUGGAUCUGUUGGAAAGAGCAUUCGGUGCAUUGAAGGAACUAAACAUGCUCGAAAACGACUCGGGAGCCAUGCUGAAUUAUUGCAAGUUCACAAAGCGAGAAGAAGAUAUCACACGACUCAUUAAUCAACAUAAAAAUAUUAUUGUUGACGAAUGGGUACAGAAGAAAAUGUUCGAAACUUGUUGUCAAAAGUUUUUCGAAUCAAAACGAUUUCCGGAGUUUGUCGACAAUGUCACAUGUGCCGCACUUUCAACUAUGACAGUUGUGAAUGCUUUAAAGCACAAUAACAUUGCUGCCGCCUUAGAUGCACUGGACUCAGUUCCAGACCAUUCUGCUUAUCCUGAUUGUCUUCUAUUCGUGGAAUUGCUCGCCGAAACAGAAAACUGGGAAGCUGUUGAAGUGCUUGCUCGUUCAAUUAACCGGAUUUAUUCUUCUCCAAUCUGCAAUGGAUGGAUAUGUAGAUCACUUCUUGAGAUUGAACCAGAUUCAAUUGAGAAAUUGCAAGCACUUGGACCUCUCCCACUUCCAGAAUUUGCUAUAGAAGAACUGAAAAUUGCAAUUUUGUCUGAAAAUGAGAACCAGAUCAGCAAACUUCUCAAUCAAUAUGAUGAGAGUUCGAACGUUGGUGUCGUCCUGCGGUUAACGAAAGCGCUUUUCUCAUCGGAAAAUGUAACAUCUGAACAUGUCAAACUCUCGGAGCGUCUUUCAACAGACAACAGUAAAGAUUUGGUUCUUGCUGCAGAAGUUCGAAUUCGUGCUGGUCUUGAUGCAAACAGUAUUCUAGUGAACGCUGCAAAAUUGAACGUUCGAUGCAGUAGAGCAUUUUACUUGCUCGGAAACGUUAUUGCUGUGAAGAAUGCAACAAAAGCAAAGUCGUUAAUUGAACGAGCAGUACAAAUUCGUCCCGGAAGUGAGGAAUACACCAAAUCUCUUCACGAUCUGCUUGUCAGGAAAGGAGUAUCUCCAGAAGAAAGAUUAACUGUUCUAAAAACGUUAUUGGCAAAGAAAAGAAAUCGUCGGAAGCCGUUCUGGAUUUCUGAUGCACUUUCCUUAAUCUAUAUGGACAUGGACAGUUUGACAGAAGCUAUUGACGAGCUCCAACAAAUGGUUCGUCUCUAUAGAGAUAACCGAACUGUUUGGGCUCGUCUUGCCGACGCAUACACACGAAAAGGACAUCUCAGAGCGGCAGUCAGCUCGUACGCUCAAUUAGCAGAAAUGGAGGAUGGCCAUGAAUAUAUCAUACCGAUUACAAGAGUCCUUCUACAACUCGGUGAAUGUGACGAGGCCCUCGAUAAAAUUAUGGAAUUUCGGAGAAAAUUAGAAGAAGAAAGUCUCGAGUGUGGUUCUGAGUCUCUGAUUGUGCUCGAUUUCACAGAAGCAGAAAUUCGUCUCAAUCUUCACGAAACGACAUGUGGAGAGCAGAAACGGUUCCAUUUAAAGAACGCGUUUCGGCUUCUCACAAGAUGUAUAAAUGCAGACGGUAAUUGCUCGUAUGCGGCAGUAUUAAAACUUUUCGGUGAUGCUCUGUUAGUUGUCUCCAAGUAUGCAGAAAGAAAUAUUUUGUAUUUCGAAAUUGAUCAAAAGUGGCAGAUUUCAACUCGACUUGAUUGUGUUACAAAGGCUGUUUCAUUUUACAUGUCAGUUCUAAGAUCUCAAAAACACGAUCCUCUUGCUUGGUACGAUGUUUCUGUAGGACUUUUAUCGAAGUUCAAAAUCGAAAAUGACCAAAAAAUACUGUCAAAAGUGCAGAAAAUUCUCGAGCAUGCCCUGUCUUUGACCAAUGUUGAAACUCUUCUCUCUUCAAUAUGGGCUCUCCUAGCAGAAACGAAACGACUUUCUGAAGACCCCAUUCGUCACCGACUUCACUGUCUCGGACGUGCUCUUGAACUGAACAAGGCAAACGAUGCUGCUUGGUUACAAUUGUCAGUUCUGUGUCUAGAAGUGGGAAGACUAGUCGAUGCGUCUCGUGUUCUAGAACAAUGUAUAAAGUACAAUCCACAUAAUGCAGAAGCGUGGUGCGCCUGGGCACAGACAGCUCAUUUUCAAAAUAAUGCUCAUGAAGCACUUGCCAUGUUCCGACAAGCUCUCUUCGUUCGUGCAAUUCCGAGUGCAAUUGUCGGAUAUUCCACUUACUUAUGUGACAGCUUGAAGAAAAACCAGCAUCGAUUCGAUUCUGCGACUGCUGCUCUCAAUUUCGAAUCAAUCGUUGAUCUGAGCAAUCUUGCUUACGCCGACGAAAACAUGCUUUAUCAUCUUGGAUUGCUAGCUGACCUUUUCGGAUGGUAUCCUGAAGCGCAAUUUUGUUUCGAGCUAUCCCAGAGUUCAAAAAUUACGGACGAAUUGCAACAUUCUCGGGUCAAAGCUGACAUUCUGUACAAUAGAAACCAAUCAGAGCCAGCAUCUCAUUCGGAUUCUAGAAUAUGUGGAAUUCUGAAACUGACCAGUGCUGAAUGUUACGCUUUCUUGACUGCUGAAAUGGAUGUGUAUAGAGAUUUGUACAGAUUCGUUGAGACUAACGAUGCUGAAGCAUUUAAUAAGCUUUAUACGAGUUGUGUGAAAGGAAAAGGAAUAUCUGUAUCGCUUUUUAUUUCUGGACUUAUCAUGUCGAACACAAAUCUUCCAGUGGAAUUCAUUCGAACAAUGCACGAAGCACUACCUCGUCAUGAACUAAUUGAUUAUUAUCCUACUCGACUCCCAGAAGGAAUGGACAACGGACUUCAGCAUUUGGAGCAAGAUGGAGAGGAGCCGUUCAGAUAUCGCCAUCGGUCAGCUCAUCUUCUCCUUGAGGAACUAAAAAUUCUUCGAGAGAAGGUGGAACAAGAAAAUGAAAAACCGGGGGACGAAUCUCUGCCAGACGAUGAAGCAGACCUGAGAAAUUAG